AUGCGUGCUUUUGUCAUCAAUGCAUACGCUCAUCCGUCUCAGAUUCAUCUCUCCUCCGAUGCGCCGGAGCCUCGGCCUACAGGGAAUGAAGUUAUCGUAGAAGUCUAUAGUGCCGGCCUUAACUUCUUCGAUAUUCUACAAGCUCAAGGAAAAUAUCAAAAUCAACCCCCCUUCCCCUUCGUCUUAGGCAGCGAGUUUGCGGGGAAAAUAGCAUCCGACUUCCCAAUUCCCAAAGGAUGCCCCUUCAAGCCGGGAGACAGAGUGUUCGGCGUCGCCCAGGGCGCAUAUGCUGAUCGUGUUGCUGCGGACUGGCAGCAUCUGGUUCCCUUACCAAAGGCUAUGACGUACGAUCAAGGCGCUGGCUUGCACAUCACUUGGCCAACAAGUUACGAAGCUCUCGUUGGUAGAGCUGAGCUCAAACCAGGUGAAUGGGUGCUUGUGACGGCUGCAGCCGGUGGAGUCGGGCUUGCAGCGGUACAGUUAGCAAAAGCACUCGGCGCGAAUGUUAUAGCCGCCGUAGGUUCUCCCGCGAAGAUGGAUGUAUGCAAGAAAUACGGAGGCGCGGACUUCGCUGUCGACUAUACUUCUCCGAACUGGCAGAAAGAAGUGAUGUCGAUCACGAAAGGAAAGGGCGUGGACGUUAUUUAUGAUCCUGUGGGACGAAUCAGAGAUUGCCUCAAAUGUAUCGCAUGGAAGGGAAGAGCUAUCGUAGUGGGCUUCGCCGGUGGACAGAUCGAGAAGCUUCCCAUGAAUCUAGUCCUACUUAAAAACAUAGCCGUCACAGGCAUCCACUGGGGCGCAUACUCAAAAUUCGAACCAGCACGCGUACCCGUCGUAUGGAGGGAACUCAUCUCUCUAUUCGAAUCAGGCCGCGUAAAACCCGUCGUCUACUCCGAGAUCUACGACCUAACGAACCUCGCAGCGGGGCUCCGAGCCAUCGAGGAACGCAAGACGUGGGGGAAGGCUAUCGUCCGUGUUAGGGAGGACGACGGUAGCGUCGCUCGUGCUUGUGCCAAACUAUGAACAAUAUGGGCAACAUAUACCUGGUUGGAUGGUUGUAUGUGUAGUUGUUACCUGUAAAAGCCCUCCUUGGCAGUGACGUUCUCGCGUUGUAUAUGCUGUAUACGUUGUGCUGUAUGUAGUAUGUCUUGAUUUCUACUUAUCCUUCGUUUCCUUUUUUUUUGGUGGUAGGGUGUAUAUAAUGGAGAACAGAGUUAUUCAAGGGGUUUUACGUUCCCUACCGUGUCGACCUUUACGCUUACAUUUCCUCGAGUAUCUCUCGGGUCUACAGUCUGUAUUCACACAAACGUCACUCUG
Messenger RNA from Fomitiporia mediterranea MF3/22, 1317 nucleotides. RefSeq names its product alcohol dehydrogenase. Gene Ontology annotation, cellular component: mitochondrion. Gene Ontology annotation, molecular function: zinc ion binding; oxidoreductase activity. The coding region runs from base 1 to 1023 and encodes 340 amino acids. The transcript is spliced from 9 exons. The record is from RefSeq and is a predicted model, not a curated record. Lineage: Eukaryota; Fungi; Basidiomycota; Agaricomycetes; Hymenochaetales; Hymenochaetaceae.